This is a messenger RNA of Melanaphis sacchari, 1787 nucleotides long. RefSeq names its product eukaryotic translation initiation factor 5B-like. The transcript is spliced from 6 exons. The coding region runs from base 367 to 1728 and encodes 453 amino acids. NCBI's taxonomy places the organism in Eukaryota, Metazoa, Arthropoda, Insecta, Hemiptera, Aphididae. The record is from RefSeq and is a predicted model, not a curated record.
CACCACGAGUCAUACUCGCUCGGUGUGACAGUCAUUGCCGUUUUUUGUACAUCAUUCUUAUUUCUUACUUAGUUUUAAAUCGUCGCUACUCGUAUUAAUGUACAAGCGUGUUUUUGGUGGACAUAUAGUGAGUUAGUACUUUCAUCGUAGGAUUCGUCUUUUGGUUCGUACGGACGUACACGCCGUCGAACCAAAGGUAAGCAUUGAACUAAUUUAUUUCUAACCGCCAAACAUUUGUGUGAAAUUUAAUUAACGCUUUCUCAGUCGAUGUUGUUAUAUUUUGUUCUCGCGAUAAUUUACGACGUGCGGAGCCGUGCGUAUUUGAGUUGUUUUGUUUCGGUUUAAAGUUGUGGUUAAUUAAAAGUGAUGGUGAUCGCUAAAUCGACUAAACAAGCUAUAGUAGAAAGUGUAAUGUUUUCGGAUAAAAUGGGUCUCUGUUUUCUGUGUGAUGCAAAAUUGUAUGGUGAACGGACACGUGUAUGUUCAAGUAUUACACCACACAGUAAUGUACCAUAUCCAGAAAAGAUAGUUGAGCUUCUCGGAGAUGAAUUUGUGGUUAUUGUAACUCCUGCUGAUCACAUGUGCAAAAAAUGCACUUCACUUUUAACUCAUAUGGACAAGUUAGAAAAUGAUUUGAAACUUGUUAAAAAUGCAAUGUUGUCAUAUAUUCAGAAAAAGUAUGGAAUAUUGCCUCCUGAUCAGGCUGUCAAGGGUGUUGAGAUUGUCAAUGGACACUUAAAGGCAGAGGAACAACUAGAACAGGGUCAGCGUAAAGUGCCUAGUGGUCUGACAGUAGGAAUUUCUCCUACUGUGACUACUGGUGCUGUUGUUACUUCAGUACAAACUCCAUUAAAAUUGUUAAAAACACAACAGCAGCAGCAGCAGGUACACCAACCACAUCAUCAACAACAACCUCCACAACAAGAUGGUGCUAACAAAAUGAAAAUAUACAAAUGCGGUUUUUGUACUUUCCAAUCAAAAGAGCUUGGACAUGUUCGAUUCCACAUGCGCACUCAUAUGAAUAAAAAAGAACCUGAAAAACCUAUUCUUAAUCAAUCAGCAGCUAAAGCAUUAACUCCGGUACCACAACAAAAAAAACGACUUUAUAGAUGUCAAGUAUGUUCCAAAUCAUUUGAUAGUCGAAUGAAUUGUCUUGAUCAUAUUCAGAAAGACCAUAAUCAGCCAACUGCAUCAACAUCAAAUGGGGAAAGAGAAACUGAAGAUUCUCGACCAGUUACUACAACUAAAACUAUUAAGUCAGAACCUCCCAAGAUUCAAGAAAAUAAUCAGCAGGCGGAGACUCCAAUGGAUAUAGACGAUAAUCAAAGAGGUAACAAACCAGGAACUGUAAAUACUGAUAUGAUGUUGAAUGACAAUGUCCCUACUGAAGGAUCUGUUGAUCCUGAACCAGAAGAAACAGAAAAUGCAGGCGAAGAAGAAGAAACAGAAAAUUCUCCGGAUGAUAAAACUGUAAAAGAAGGUAAGUUAAUCAAAAAAUCUGCACCUGGGCAAGAAGAAACUACUGGAGAAGAGGAGGAUGAAGAAGAUACUGCUGUGCCAGAACAAGAAGAAGCUGAUCAAGAAACUCCGGACAGUGUUGAGAAAGACGUUGAUGAAGACCAUGUAAAUGUGGAGAACAAAACAGGAGACUUGGACAUAGAAUCGAUGUUGGCAGCAAUUCAUAAUGAUAAUCCCACUAAUAGUGAAGAUUCACAAAACAAAGCUUGAGGUUUUUAUAUCAUAAGUUAAUAAUCAUCAGUUUUAUAUUUAAAAAAACCAAUUUCAUA